CUACUGUGAUUUUGUUGUGAAUGCAAAGAAAAAUUUGAAGAAAUUACAGAAUAUUUAUUGAUGUAAAUUAGUCUCCUUACUAUUAAGCAAACAUUCGUUAUAAUCGCUAAGCAAAUAAGCUUUAUUUCACUAGUCGUCAGUUAACAUAAAAUCACUACGAUCGAAUAAGUUUAAAAUAUUUAAGUCAAUUACACAUCAAACGAAAACGACAAGCACGUAGGUAGGUCAAGAUGAGUGAAGAAAUAGAUGUUAAAUUACCACCACUUAAGAAACAGAAGCUAGAAACUGAUGCUGAUGGCAUGGACUUCUCGAAUGACGUGGCCGGCGGAGAUGACUUCUCGGCGGGCAAUGACAAAUACAGCAAUUACGUGGACCCUGAGGAGUUGGAGAAGCUGAAGGAGUUCACGGUGCUGGACGAGGUCAAGUCGAACGACGAGGACAGUAAUGACGAGGAGUCGGGGAGCUCGGAUGGUAAAUCCGAGGGGCUGCCAGAGGAGGAAAUAGAGAAGAUGUUAGAAGAAGAUCUGCCCGAGAACUUCAGGGGAACGCCCAAACCCAAGGAGAAACCGUACAUCACCCGACAGAAAAUAGUGCUAGAAGAUAAGGGCGUGAACCAUUUCGAAGUGCUGCCGCUUGACUGGAUGAUGGUGCGGCAUUACAGCGGCAUGCCGGUCUACAUGCACCGCACCACCAGAGUCUGCACGCUCUCCAAGCCCUACUGCCUCGGGAAGGGGAACACCAGGAGACACGAUAUACCAAUUAGCGCAAUACCUUGCCUAGCCUACAGAAGAGCAUUACAAGAAGAAGAUAAACAUAAGGAGAUCGAUAGAAGAAUAGCAGAACAAAUAAAGAACGGAACCUGGAUCAAUAACCAGAGAAAUGAUAAAUCUAAAGACGACGUAAAUGUUAGUUUAAGAGAAAACGUAACGCCAAUAAAAUGUCCAUAUCAAAAAUACAAUGAAUUAGAUCAAACCGAUCAGACCAAGUGUCCUUUUAAUAAAGGCAAUAAAAGUGAGCAAACUGUAGAUAUUAAUGUAAAUAACAAGGGAUUAAUUGAAACAAAAGACGUUAUUAAAACAAAUAAACAAACGAACGAACAAGAUGUUGAAAAUAAACCUGAGAAAGAACGAAUGGAAACUGAAAUGAAUGAACUAAAUGAAGUUACAAAGGUUGAACAAGAUGUCAGUGAAACAGUCGAUGAAGAAUCAAAUGAACAGAAAGUGAGUGAAGCAGAUGAUGUGAAGAACUUUGGUGGUAUACCACUGAAUCGGCAGCCGGUGGUGUUGCCUGGUGGUAUAGUGAUGGCGCCCCCGCGGGUGGAAACCGUCAACUCCAGCUGGAAAACUCAGCACCUCUCGCAUGAACAAGUCAACGAUUACUGCAAGAAAUUGUUUAAAUUUAAAACAGUCAAUAUUAUGCAUUUCAAAAGUUGGGCAGAUCGUCGCAAGUAUACGAAGGCGCGCAAGACGUUGCAGUACCCCACACUGCCCGAGGGUACCAAGGUCAUCACCAUCCCUGCACCGAUCACUAAUGGACAAGAGAAUAGAGGCAAGCCGACCCGCGACUGGGUUAUGAACAUGAACGGGCGCAGCUAUCUCUCAGAGUUCCACGAGUACGUGUGGCGCGCCCUGCAGAAACAACCAGUCUAUGAGUUCAAGCAGCUAGAGAACGCGAUGCAGCCGUACCAGGCGACGGUGUACAUCGGCGGCAUGCAGUACGGCGUCGGGCGCGGCUCCAGCAAGCGGCAGGCCAAGUCCGCCGCCGCCCGCGCCUCCAUACACAUCCUCAUACCGGAGAUGAGGGACGACGGCCACCACACGGACACCCCCGCCACCCACCACGCCCCCGCCGCCCCCGCCACCCACGCCGCCCCCGCGCCCGACACCGACCUGUUUUUCGACGAGGUGGAAAUCGAGGACCCUCGGAUCACGGAGAUAUGCGUGGCGACCUGUGAGCCCUCCCCGCAUGACAUACUCAGGACUUGUCUGCUGAGGAACUUCGGGGCCGGCGAGCGGCACAUUCACACCGAGAUGAAGAAACUGGAGUUCCAAAAGAUCGAGUUGACAAUGAAAGUCGGGAAACAUACAGCUACCGUCGUUUGUAAGAAUAAGAAGACGGCGAAGCAGCGUGCCUCGCAGUCCAUACUGCAGUUACUGCACCCUCACGUGCGCACAUGGGGCUCCCUGCUGCGGCUGUACGGCUCCCGCUCCGUGAAGAGCUGCAAGGAGAAGAAGCUCGAGGAGCAGGAGAUCACGCUACUUCAGGACAAGGCACGCCACAACGAGCCCAACUACGCCGUCAUCGAGAAACUUCGCCACGAGAUGAGGAAGCUGCGGGAGAGAGACGAAGCCGUCGUGCCCAUAGGGACGCUGCUGCUCAAGGACGAGCUGCCCACGCACUCGGGGGCCAACCUCGACAACGUGGAUCUAUGAGACCACAACCAGCACAACCACGCCGUCAUCGAGAUGCUGCGCCACGAGAUGAGGAAGCUGCGGGAGCGGGAGCAAGCCGGGUCAUUGAAACCAGUUAUGUAGCCCUAAUGAGUUCUUCAAGGCCUCGAUAACUAACAGUAAGAGUGUAUAAUAAUGUACAAAGUCAAAUAA
Molecule: messenger RNA, 2603 nt
Organism: Achroia grisella
Lineage: Eukaryota; Metazoa; Arthropoda; Insecta; Lepidoptera; Pyralidae
Gene: pasha
Product: microprocessor complex subunit DGCR8
Exons: 11
Coding region: 231-2432 (733 amino acids)
Biological process (GO): primary miRNA processing
Cellular component (GO): microprocessor complex
Molecular function (GO): identical protein binding; primary miRNA binding; heme binding
Source: RefSeq, a predicted model, not a curated record